CAACAUCUUCCUGGGCGAGACUUUCUCCAGCUACAUCAGUGUGCACAAUGACAGCAGUCAGCUUUGUAAGGAGAUUACACUUAAGACUGGUGUGUGCCGUCAGCUAUAUGCUCACGUCAGGGGAGCGAAUGCAGUUUCGAAAGUUCUUCAAAUUUCAGGUCCUGAAACCACUUGACGUAAAGACCAAGUUUUACAAUGCUGAGAAACGGAAAGACGACCGGGGCUCACCGUUCCAGUCUGACGAGGUGUACUUGGAGGCCCAGAUCCAGAACAUCACACCCGGUCCCAUCUACAUGGAGCAUGUGAGCCUUGACCCCUCACAGCAGUACACGGCCGUCGAGCUCAACGCCAAGGAGGGCAAGGAAGGCGAGCGCACGAUGGACCUGACUCUGGUUCUGCAGAACGUGGGCCAGCAGUCGGCGGGCCUGCUCUGGUGUGGAGUGUCGGGUCGUCAGUUGGGCAAACUGCCACACAACGAGAGCCUGGACAUUCCUCUGUCACUCAUCGCCAUCAUUCCUGGCCUGCAGACCAUUUCUGGGCUUCGGCUGACAGACAACUUCCUCAAGAGGACCUACGAGCAUGAUGAAAUAGCACAAGUUUUUGUCGUAGCUUCUGACCCUUGAACAUCGCUUGACAUCCUGAACUUUGAUUUGAUUGAAUGUUGAGUCUUUCGGGUUUUAGAACUGUUCUGGUGUUUUUGUUCAUGAGUUAUUGUCUUUAUGAAAUCAUUUGACCCAUUCCUACCUUCUUGAGAACUCUUUAACCUAAGUAGGUAAAAUAUUUGCAAUCUUUUUUCUUUCUCGGUUUGGCCCUUACAAGAAGGUCCAACUUGUUUUUUCUUUCUCUGUUGUUGCUGUCUGUCACCUAUCCUCUCUGUCAUCACUUAAUGACCUGUACCGUGCUGAUGUACUCCUCUUUGCCAACCAAAUAAAGAUGGUUACUGGUA
Messenger RNA from Aplysia californica (California sea hare), 946 nucleotides. Its product is annotated as trafficking protein particle complex subunit 13. The record is from RefSeq and is a predicted model, not a curated record. Lineage: Eukaryota; Metazoa; Mollusca; Gastropoda; Aplysiida; Aplysiidae. Gene Ontology annotation, cellular component: TRAPPIII protein complex.